AUGUGGAUUUCCAUUCUCUUCUUCAUCUCCUGUGUCUUCGUCCUCCUUGAAAAUGGUCUGCUCAUCUUCAUUAUCCUCAUCAAAAGCAGCCUCCAUGAACCUAUGUAUCUUUUCCUCUGUAUGCUGGCUGGAGUUGACAUUGCCUUUGCCACGACCACAGAACCCAAGGCAUUGGCCAUUUUCUGGUGCAAUAAUAGGGAAAUCUCUGUUGAUAGCUGCAUUGCUCAGCUCUACUUUAAGCAUUCCUCCUUCAUUUCUGAGUCAGGCAUCUUGCUGAUUAUGGCAUUUGACCGCUACAUUGCAAUAUGUUACCCGUUGAAGUACACCAUGAUACUCACCCACUCUCUGAGAGGAAAAAUUGGUGUGGCUGCUUUCUUGAGAACACAUUGUACAAUUUUUCCCAUGACAUUUCUUCUGAAGAGGCUGACUUUUUGCAGAAAUAAUAUCCUUCCGCAUACAUUCUGUGAACAUAUUGGCUUGGCCAAAUAUACGUGUGAUGACAUCCAAGUAAACAUCUGGUAUGGGUUUUUUGUCUUAAUGUCAACAGUGAUCCUAGAUAUUGUCCUCAUUUUUGUUUCCUAUGUUCUGAUUCUCCAUGCUGUCUUCCAUAUCCUCUCCAAAGAUGCCCACCACAAAGCUCUCAACACAUGUGGCUCCCAUGUCUGUGUCAUCAUCCUCUUUUAUGAGCCUUGGGUCUUCUCAGUUCUUACUCAGCGCUUUGGACACCACAUCCCACUACACGUCCAUAUCCUGCUGGCCAAUGUCAGCAUGCUUGCUCCACCUGAAUGCUGA
This is a messenger RNA of Diceros bicornis minor, 792 nucleotides long. RefSeq names its product olfactory receptor 52B4-like. Gene Ontology annotation, molecular function: olfactory receptor activity; G protein-coupled receptor activity. NCBI's taxonomy places the organism in Eukaryota, Metazoa, Chordata, Mammalia, Perissodactyla, Rhinocerotidae. The transcript has a single exon. Gene Ontology annotation, biological process: G protein-coupled receptor signaling pathway. Bases 1 to 792 code for a protein of 263 amino acids. The record is from RefSeq and is a predicted model, not a curated record. Gene Ontology annotation, cellular component: membrane.